AUGGGUACUCUUGCCCUGCCCUCCGAAUUGAUCUUGCUGCUAUCAAGCUUUAUGCAGAAUGAAAGCGACAUCAACUCAUUGUGCCAAGUAUGCAGACGACUGUACAAAGUUCUCAACCCAUGUCUUUACCAACGCAACGCUGGAGACUCCAGUUCUGCACUGUUGUGGGCGAUUAAUCAAGGGAACGAAGCCACGGCUCGAAUGGCAAUGGCAGAAGGGGCUGAUAUUGGGAUAUCGGAUUCUUUGGGUCGCGGGCUCUUGUCCUUGGCCUCGAAGGGCGGAUUUAAGUCAAUGGUGGAAAUGCUGCUUGCGACAAAGCAGGCUGGGAUAAACUCCAAGGACUGCAGGGGCUCCACGCCCUUAUAUUGGGCUACCGCAUAUGGCCACGAGGCAAUAGUGCAGCGGUUACUUGAGACCGGAGAGGCAUACGUGGACUCGAAGGAUCUAGAUGAACGGGCUUCAUUAUCAUAUGCUGCAAUGCUUGGCAAUGAGAAUAUCCUGAAGCUGUUGGUUGAGUUCGGAAAUGCCGAUGUGAACUCAAAAGAUCGAGAUGGUCGGACGCCAUUAUCCUACGCUGCAAUGUUUGGCCAUGAAGCAGCGGUGAAAUAUUUGAUCGAAUCCGCAAAAGUUGAUGUUGAUUCGAAAGACGAUAUGAGUUACACGCCACUUUGUCUGGCUUCUUGGAAGGGUCAUCAAGCAGUGGUGAAAUGUUUAAUCGAGAUAGGGAGGGCGGACGUUGAUUUGGAGGAUUUCGAGUACCGGACACCACCACUCUGCUUGGCCGCCGCAGAGGGCCAUAAUGAUGUAGUGAAAUACCUCAUUGAGACUCACGAGGGGAGUGUGGACUUGGCGGAAUUCAAAGGAAGAACACCACUUUCUCUGGCCGCUGAACGGGGCCAUGAAGCAGUGGUGAAAUGUCUCAUUGAGACUGGGAAAGUGAACCUGAAUUCAGAGGACUCAGAGGGCCGAACACCCUUGCUGAAGGCUGCGGCGCUCGGCCACGAAGCAGUAGUCCGAAGGUUGCUACGCAGUGCGGCGGUGGACUCUAAUCUGCAAGACUCGGAAGGCCGGACACCGUUAUCAUGUGCUGCCCAGCUUGGACAUGAAGGCGUGGUGAAACUCUUAAUUGAAACCGGGACUGUCCAUCUUGACAUGCAGGACUUGGAAGGCCGGACACCGUUAUCUUGGGCCGCUCAGCAGGGACAUGAAGGUGUGGUGAAACUCCUGAUCGAAACUGGGAAGUUCCGUGUGGGGAUGCAGGAUUUGGAAGGCCGGACAGCGUUAUCGUGCGCUGUCGAGGAGGAUUAUGGAGAGGUGGUGAGGCUGUUGACUGAUGCUUGUUAA
Messenger RNA from Penicillium olsonii, 1344 nucleotides. Lineage: Eukaryota; Fungi; Ascomycota; Eurotiomycetes; Eurotiales; Aspergillaceae. The record is from the annotation of a GenBank genome assembly.